CGUACGCACGAACAUUCAGAUUCAGGUCUCAAGACACACGGCAUUAUUGCCGUGAGUGCAGUAUUUUUUUUUUUUUUUUUAUCAUUAUUAUUGUUGCGUACGUUAAGUGUUCGAAGUACGGACGAUAUUCGUAUACUAUUUUUAGCCGGAGACGAAAAUUAAUUUCCGGUAAACCACGCAAGCGUUUCGUAUCAGCGUUGGUCGCACCGUCUCGUGUCUACCACACGGCACACGCACACUCACGUAACGCAAUACACACACACACACACACCGAGUCGUCGCUAAUCGGCAAUCGCUAUCACUCAUUCACUCGAACGCGAAACUGCGAAAGUUAAAUUGUUAAUAAUAUUAUUUACUUACGACCACGGUCCACGGCACGUCCGUAGGCCGUUCGCAUACGUAUCGUCAUCGUCCUCAUCGUCGUCAUCGUGUGCGAUAAGUCGCGCGCGCCGUUGCUGCCCGUCGUCCCGGUCAGUUCCGGAAUCGGUGCGUCCGGUGCCCGCGCCCGUUUGUCAAUCGUUAGAUGGCGAUAAACUUUUAUGGGAAACACAAAAUGGCCGGUGUCAACGAGUGUUUCUCCAUCGGUAGCGUCGUCAUGUGCACCAACUGCUUCGACGAGGAGAUCGAGGGCGAGGUUCUCGGGUUCGAGCCUACCACGAAAAUGCUUAUAUUGAAAUGUCCAUCAACUAAUAAUAACCCAAUGUUAAACAACAUCAACAUAGUGAACUUAGCGUUUGCCAAAGAUGUACAAGUCAAAAAGGAGUCCAGUUUCAAUCCACCACCUUUGCCUUCGUUAAAUUUAAAUAGAUUAAAUAAUAGGAUAAAAACUCAAAUACAAGAUAAGAAACGUCAAAUAUCAGCUAUGUCUGCCAAUGUUUCUCCCGAGGCACAAAAAUUGUAUUUGACUAUAACUAAAACAAUUCCAGAAGUAACUUGGCAAGGGCAGAAUAUUGUUGUAUAUGAUCAUGUGAUAAUUAGCCCACCCUACAAGGCUGAUAAUGUCAAAGGCACUGGAAACCAAGAGGACAAAGCUAUUUUGUACAUAAAGAAUAUUGUGGAAAAAUUUGUUAAAGAUACAGCUUCUCAACAAGUUUCAUCCACACCAACAACCCAUCGGAGCAAGCCAACUGCUGCUGCGGCGGUCACGCCACAGCCACAAUGAAGUUAUGCUGUAAUUAAGGAAGUUGAAAUAAAAUUAUAAUAAUUUAUUAAAUCAAGUAUAACUAAAGAGAGGAACCCAAGUAGAUAUAUUUAUUUUACAUUUAUCAGCAAAACUCAUCUAAUUUCUAUUGUGGAUAACUUUUUUUUUCUGUCUUAAAUAUAAAUCAAUAUUUGAUUUCAAAUUAAACUAAAACCUUAACUCUUGGAUUCUGAAAACUCUUACAACUUGGAAAUACAUUAUUCUUUUUUAUUUUAUAUUUUUUUAUUUAAAAUGUAUUAUUUCAUGCAAAAAAAUAUGUUUUCAACUAAAAAUAAAAGAAUUGAGUCAUCUA
Messenger RNA from Rhopalosiphum padi (bird cherry-oat aphid), 1493 nucleotides. Its product is annotated as protein LSM12 homolog A-like. Bases 524 to 1162 code for a protein of 212 amino acids. NCBI's taxonomy places the organism in Eukaryota, Metazoa, Arthropoda, Insecta, Hemiptera, Aphididae. The transcript has 5 exons. The record is from RefSeq and is a predicted model, not a curated record.